Molecule: messenger RNA, 1641 nt
Organism: Chelmon rostratus (copperband butterflyfish)
Lineage: Eukaryota; Metazoa; Chordata; Actinopteri; Chaetodontiformes; Chaetodontidae
Gene: tesca
Product: tescalcin a
Exons: 8
Coding region: 78-737 (219 amino acids)
Molecular function (GO): calcium ion binding
Source: RefSeq, a predicted model, not a curated record
UAAAGCAGCAGCAGCGCAGAAAAGUUGAGCCAGUCAAACCAGAUUGUGCGUCCUGACGCACCAGUGGAACAGCAGCGAUGGGAGCUUCGCAGACGCGCUCCGGGAAGUACCAGGACCUGGCGGACAAAACUGGCUUUUCCCUGGAGCAGAUUCAAAACCUUUACAAACGAUUCCAGCAGCUGAGCGGAAAUGAAGAAACGAUAAGUAAAGAAAACUUGGACAGCAUUCCAGCCCUCGCCAAUAAUCCGAUCAGAAAGCAAAUUGUCGAUGCGUUCUUCGAUAAAAGAAACCAGCAUCAGGGUGAGGUGGGCUCCUUCGAGGAGAUUGGCUUCGAGCAGUUCCUCAUGGUCAUGUCCCACUUCCGCCCUCCAACCUUGAAGACGACGGAGGAGGAGAAGGAAGCUUUGAGAAAAGAGAAGCUGCGUUUCCUGUUCAACAUGCAUGACACAGACAAUGACGGCACCAUCACUCUGGAGGAGUACAGGAAGGUAGUAGAGGAGCUUCUGUCAAAAAGCGGCGCCAUCGGUCAGGAAGCUGCCAAGGCGAUAGCAGAUGCUGCCAUGUUGGAAGUGGCAAGCACAAAUGUGCCCCACAUGGCCCCAGAUGAUUUCUAUGAAGGAAUCACAUUUGAGCAUUUUGAACAGAUUCUGAAAGGGCUUGAAAUGGAGUCCAGGAUGAACAUUCGCUUUUUGGAUGUAGACACCACGACAAUGCGAUGCGGGAAAACAACCUCUUGAAGUUCUUCUUGGAAAGAAAUGUUCAUGUUGCUGCUGUUUUUAGCAGAACCUCUCCAAUCCUUAAAUGGAGUGAAGCCAAAUUCUUUCGAUACGCACUAAUAUAUUUUUGGAUGGAGGGAAAUAAUUAUAGACCUAAUACUGUCUCGUAAGUACAUUUUUAUAGGAAUUACAAAGACUGCUGCACAAGCUGAACAACUUUUAAGCCUAAACAAAUCAGUUUCACAAAGUUGUUAAUUCCAUUUUAAAGCAUUGUGAUCCUACGAGAAGCAAGCGUCACAUAUUUCAAAGGGAUUUAUUUCCCAUCUUUUCUAACACUCCUAUUAAAGGGGCUACAUGUAAGAAUUGGCCACCUGUCGAAUUCAUAACCCAAAAAACAAGGAAAUGCACAGCAAUUCCUUCACAUUCAGUUGAUAAUGAAGUUAAAAUUCUAACAUGCAGCUCCUUUAAUUUAAUCAGGGUUCAAACUAACACUACCUCGUCUGUAUUCUCCUGCAAUUCCACAACUCUUUUAGUAACCAGCACGUCAUGUGAAGGGUUCUUUAUUCUUCAGUCGAAAGCGUCACAAUUCAGAUGGAGACAGUCAUGCUCAGUGGCUGCUCUGGCAUUCAUGGGUCAUCUGUUAUGGCUAGCGUCCAAAGCAUGAGACUGCAAGCACAUGCCAUUCCGCUGCAACUCCAGAAUAGUUACAGGUUUAAUUUAUCUGGUCCUCUGAGACUCUGUGUCACCAACCACUGCUGUUCUUCCAUGAAAAUCCAAUGCUUUUUGGCUGCUAGUGCAUAAAUUUAACACUUUGCCUAACAUGAAUUAUUAGACUUUGCACUGAGUUGUAUUCAUGAAUAAAAUACAUUUAAGACAUUAAGAUAAAAUGCAUGCAUUUUUUUUGGAGAAGUUAAUAAAUGUACCA